Messenger RNA from Cygnus olor (mute swan), 3288 nucleotides. RefSeq names its product solute carrier family 32 member 1 (gene SLC32A1). The record is from RefSeq and is a predicted model, not a curated record. Gene Ontology annotation, cellular component: vacuolar membrane. The transcript has 3 exons. Gene Ontology annotation, biological process: amino acid transmembrane transport. Bases 761 to 2326 code for a protein of 521 amino acids. Gene Ontology annotation, molecular function: amino acid transmembrane transporter activity. Lineage: Eukaryota; Metazoa; Chordata; Aves; Anseriformes; Anatidae.
GAGCCUGCUCUGGGGAGAUAAGGCAGCGGCGCGCCUCCGGCUGGAUCUGCCGGAGCGUGGGGAGGGUCUCGGGGAGCUGCACCCCCCAGGAGCUGGGCUGAGCCCCCCGAGCAGGGUCAGGACCCCCAGCCCCAUCUCUGCAGGGAAAGCGGUGCCCGAAAACCCCAGCGCCGGGCGGCGGGGAGCCCUCGGCGGCUCCGGGCUGCGGCUUGUUGGCGCGCUCUCCUUUUCGCUUCCUCUGAAAGGAUUCGCAGCUCAAACGCCCCCCUGAGACCCGCUAACCUUUGGAUAACGUGGGCGCACUGCGAUGGAGACGCGGCGCGCUCUGCCAGGGGCUCGCGCUGCCCGGCUGGUGACAGCCGCCCGCUGGUGACAGCCUCCGUCCGGGGACAGCAGCCGUCCGGGGACAGCCUCCGUCCGGGCACAGCCUCCGUCCGGCCACAGCCUCCGUCCGGGCACAGCCUCCGUCCGGCCACAGCCUCCCGCCGCCGCCCCCCAGCAGAGCCCGGCCGCGGGGACCGGCGGAGGGGCGCGGAGCGGGCGGGGAGCUGCGCUCCCGCACCUGCCCGCCGCGGGGGCAUGCCCCAGGGCCGCCCGCAGCGCAGCCGCUCGCACCGCGCCCGGGAGCGGAGGUAGCGGCUCGGCAGAGCCCCCCCGCACCGCCCCCGCCGCCCUUUUCCCGGAGCCCGGCUCCCGGCCGCCCCCCGCCGCCCGCCCUCCCCGUCGGGUCCGUCCGACCGCCGGGUCCGGAGCGGCCGCCAUGGCCACGCUCCUCCGCAGCAAGCUUUCCAACGUGGCCACCUCCGUGUCCAACAAGUCCCAGGCGAAGAUGAGCGGCAUGUUCGCCAGGAUGGGCUUCCAGGCGGCCACCGACGAGGAGGCGGUGGGCUUCGCCCACUGCGACGACCUGGACAUGGAGCACCGGCAGGGGCUGCAGAUGGACAUCCUCAAGGGCGAGGGAGGCGAGGAGGGCGGCGAGCAGCCCCUGGAGGGGGACAUCCACUACCAGAGGGACGGCACCGGCCCCCUGCCGCCCUCCGCCUCCAAGGACGCGGGGGUCUGCUCCGAGCUUUCCGGGCAGGGCAAGCCCAAGAUCACGGCGUGGGAGGCGGGCUGGAAUGUCACCAACGCCAUCCAGGGGAUGUUUGUUCUGGGCCUGCCCUAUGCCAUCCUUCAUGGUGGAUACCUAGGACUCUUUUUAAUAAUUUUCGCUGCAGUGGUUUGCUGCUACACUGGGAAAAUCCUUAUUGCCUGUCUUUAUGAAGAGAAUGAGGAUGGGGAGAUAGUCAGGGUGAGAGACUCCUACGUGGACAUAGCCAACGCGUGCUGUGCGCCCCGCUUCCCCACGCUCGGAGGCAGAAUUGUGAACGUGGCUCAGAUCAUUGAACUGGUCAUGACCUGCAUCCUCUAUGUGGUGGUCAGUGGGAACCUGAUGUACAACAGCUUCCCCAACCUGCCUGUCUCCCAGAAGUCGUGGUCCAUCAUUGCCACGGCCGUGCUCCUGCCUUGUGCGUUCUUGAAAAACCUCAAGGCAGUCUCCAAGUUCAGCUUGCUCUGCACGUUGGCCCACUUUGUGAUCAACAUCCUGGUGAUCGCCUACUGCCUCUCCAGGGCACGCGACUGGGCGUGGGACAAAGUCAAGUUUUACAUUGAUGUGAAGAAAUUCCCCAUCUCCAUUGGCAUCAUCGUCUUCAGCUACACCUCUCAGAUCUUUCUGCCUUCCUUGGAGGGGAACAUGCAGAACCCCAAGGAGUUCCAUUGCAUGAUGAACUGGACUCACAUAGCAGCUUGCAUCCUUAAGGGACUCUUUGCCUUGGUCGCCUAUCUGACCUGGGCUGAUGAGACCAAGGAGGUCAUCACAGACAACUUGCCAUCCACCAUUAGGGCAGUAGUCAACAUCUUCUUGGUGGCCAAAGCCUUGCUCUCCUACCCCCUGCCAUUCUUUGCAGCUGUGGAAGUCCUGGAGCGAUCCCUCUUCCAGGAUGGAAACAGGGCGUUCUUCCCCAACUGCUACGGGGGUGACGGGCGGCUCAAGUCCUGGGGACUCACCCUCAGAUGUGCCCUGGUAGUCUUCACCCUGCUCAUGGCCAUCUAUGUCCCACAUUUUGCCCUCCUGAUGGGUCUUACCGGGAGCCUCACAGGUGCCGGGCUCUGCUUCCUGCUCCCCAGUCUUUUCCACCUCAAACUCUUGUGGAGGAAGCUCUUGUGGCACCAUGUCUUCUUCGACGUCGCCAUUUUCGUUAUAGGUGGUAUCUGCAGCGUCUCGGGGUUCAUCCACUCUUUGGAAGGCCUCAUAGAGGCCUUCAGAACCAACGCGGAAGACUAAGGAAGGGCCAGAGCUGGCUGCAGGAAGAGAAUCGCAUCGAACAUCCGCAUAGCCAAAAAAAUCCGCAUCCCUUGAAUGAAGAGAGUCAUUAUUUUCGUUACGUGCAUCCAACAAAUUCUAUGUCAUAGAAAUCUGCAAAUUAAAUGAGAUAAGAGAAGACAGUGUUCGCCCUGCCAUCUUUUUAAAUAAGCUAAGAGUUAAAUAUAUUUUUUUGUUAUUUAGAAUGUUUUAAAGGAAAAUACGUGGUGCCCCAUCCCGAUAUCCUCACUAGUUGCCUGAAGCUUGGCCCCCCGCGAAGGACCAGUCGGGAACCGAUCGCAGCUUUACUGCUCCUCACAGCUCUGCAAUUCGGUGCUUCAGGAGGUGAAACAGGCGCCGAUCCAAUGGGACUGGGGCUUUGUGCUAGCAAGCUAGCAAGCUGCGGGCGCUGGGAACACGGACCUUCCUUUAUUUUACACCGGUUGAGAGAGAAGUAAAUGAGCCCUGGAUUGUGUGACCAGCCCAGCAAGCCCACGCACCGGCUGAUGACCGCAGCAUUUACACCGUGGCCGCAGCGAUGCCGGGACUGCUUAAUUCUUCCACCCGGACUCACACCGAGGAACGGCGCUGCCCAUCGAUCACAUUUUGCCUCUGGUUGAAAUCACAGACCCGGAGUCCAUUUCUCGGUGAUUUUGUUUUGUUUUGUUUUGUUUCAUUUUAACAAUUGUUAUUUCUAAAUUAUGAAAAGAAAAAAAAUAUAUAUAUUGUUGGAUUUGACGUCGUUCAGGAUACAGAAACAAAACUAAGACAAAACUCAUUCUGUGCAAUCUACCAGAUCCGUGGAGCUGUUUCCAAUGUACGUGUGGUGUAAUUGUGGUAAAUAAGAUGAAAAAUGUAUAUCAGAAAAAAAAAAAAAAAAGUCUAUCUUUAACUUAUAAUGUGGUACAUAAAUAUAUCGAACAAUAAAGAGAAAACCUAUCCGA